Messenger RNA from Heterobilharzia americana, 4208 nucleotides. Lineage: Eukaryota; Metazoa; Platyhelminthes; Trematoda; Strigeidida; Schistosomatidae. The record is from the annotation of a GenBank genome assembly.
GUUUUCGUAAGUCAAUUGAUCGAACGUUCAAUGAUGCUCGUCUUUCAAUAGGCCGGAAUUAGUUCGUUCUUAUUUUAUUUGUUCUUCCUCUUCUAGCAAGAGUAACUUUAUUUAUAUCGUACUUCAUAUUUGUUCAAGCAUCUUCUUUUCUCAUUUUUCGACCGGAUACUAUCUGAACUAAGUACAUAUCACUCACACGCUUCCAUACCUAAUGCUUUACUCGAGAGGUCACAUUUAUCUAGCAGCAGCUCCUUGCAUUUAAUUUGUUUCCAUUUGGAAAUACAUCAUGUUCAGUAACAUUAGGAGAAAACUGACUAAUCCUCGCUCUAAACCAAACUCACCGACAAGUUUGUGUCCAAUAACGAAAGAAGAUACAGCUAUCCAAGAAGACAGUGGAGAAUUUAUCAAGCCAACUACGAAAUCUAAUGAAUUAUCAUUAAGGAAUGCAUUCACAGAGCCUGAUUUUAUCAAAACCACAAUGUUGUCUUUAAAUUCAUCAAAUGAACAAUCACAGAAUGGUGCAGUGAAUGGAUGUAAUCGAACCGGUGAAUAUAAUUCUAUACCAAUUCAUAAUAAUAAUAUUGGAAAUUAUUCAUUAAAUCAAGAUCCAUUAAGUACACAUUGUAAUUCAUCCUUAAAUAUUACAAAUAAUGGAAAUUAUCAAAGUGAUAAAGUGAAAUCUUUUGAUUAUAAAAUUGAUAAUAAUUCAAAAGUAAUGAUGAUGAUGACGACGACAACAACAACAACAACAUCAAAAUCUUCAGACAAAUGUAUUUUAUCUAAACAACAUUCAGUUAUUUAUUCAUCACCAUAUAAUAGUACUAGUUCUGCAAAAAGUGAUGAUGAUAAUUCAUCAACUUCAUAUUUAUCACCUGCUUCAUCUUGUGUAAAAGAAUUAAAAAUAAAUGAUGAAAUAAACAUGGAAUUAUUUAAUGAUCAACAGAAAAUAAAAAUAACACAGAAUAUCUCUAAGUUAUCUAGUUCAAAUAAUAAUAAUAAAUCAACUAGUUGUAUAACUGGUCCUUUGGUUUUAUCAUCUGAUUCAGUGAAACGAUAUUCCAAUACUGGAUCAUUGAAUAAUAAUAAUAAUAAUGGUAAUGGUAAAAAUCAGCAUAAUUGUUGUACUGCCUGUGAACAAACUAGUAAUCAAUUUAAUAAAGUAUGUAGUAUAACCUAUCAGAAUACUUCAUCCAAAUUAAUUGAAUCACCUAUAUAUGAUAACUGUAUACCAGAUACAAUUAGUUCUACAAAUCAUACAGUUAAAUUGAACUCUAAUAAUUGUAAACAACCUCAAAGUAAUCAUCUCUUGUCAUCUAAUAAUAUCAUACAAAUAAAUAACAAUAAUAAUAAUAAUAAUCAUUCUUCACCGCAUGGUGCGUCAUUGACUCGUACUCCACGUAGUCCAAUUGGUGUUAACACAACUUGGAGUUCUGUAGACGGUUUCACUUCAUCUCGUAUAGUGGUUGGUACUACUAUCCAUGAAGAGGAGACAGAAAAUGAUGAACAUAUACCACAAACACUAAACAAUUCUAAUAAUCAGCAUAAUAUCAAACAUAAUUCUUUGGUUACAUCUGCACCAUAUAAUAAUAAUAAUAAUAAUAAUAAUAAUAAUAAUAAUAGUCAAAAAGUUGUCAAUCAACAUAAUCAAACAAAAGAUUCAUCAAAUUUAUCAAUUCAUCUAGGUCCAAGUCUUGCAGCUGCUGUUGUACAAGCAUCGGAUGAAACAGGCACAACAACUGCUGAUCUAAUGGCAGGUUUAGCAGAAGUUCGUCGACGACCAAUUGAUGCAAGAAAUAGACUUCGUCGUCUUGGAUUAAUGCAAACUCCAGAGAAUGAUAAUAUUUAUGAAGAUAUAUCAUUAAGUAAUAAAUUUGGAAAUUCUGUCUCAAAUAGAUUAUCACUACCUGCAAGUAUUAAUCUUCCACCACAUUUAUGGCGUCGAGCUACCCAAUUUCUAGAAGAACCAAUGACAAGACGUGAACGUCGAUGUUCAUUGUCUGAAAUCGGCUUUGGAAAACUUGAAUCUUAUGCGAAAUUGGAUCUAUUGGGUCAAGGGACAUAUGCAACUGUAUACAAAGGUAAAAGUCUUUUGACAGAAACAUUGGUCGCUUUAAAAGAAAUACGUCUUGAGCAUGAUGAAGGUGCACCAUGCACAGCUAUACGUGAAGUCAGCCUACUACGUAAUCUACGUCAUGCAAAUAUAGUCACAUUACAUGAUAUUAUUCAUACAGAGAAAUCAUUAACUCUUGUCUUUGAAUAUGUGGAACGCGAUUUAAAACAAUACCUGCAUGAUUGUCAUGGAAUUAUGCAUCCAGACAAUGUUCAAUUGUUUUUAUAUCAACUAUUACGUGGUUUAGCAUACUGUCAUGAUCGUCGUAUACUCCAUCGUGAUUUAAAGCCUCAAAAUUUAUUGAUCAAUAGUAGAGGUGAUUUAAAACUUGCAGAUUUUGGUCUAGCUCGUGCUAAAUCAAUCCCAAUUAAAACUUAUUCCAAUGAAGUUGUUACUCUUUGGUAUAGACCACCAGAUAUCCUGUUAGGAUCAACUGAAUAUUCAACACAUAUUGAUAUUUGGGGUGUUGGGUGUAUAUUCUAUGAAAUGGCAACUGGUUGGCCAUUGUUCCCUGGAUCUACAGUAGAAGAACAACUGACAUUAAUUUUCAAACGACUAGGUACUCCAAAUGAGACUAAUUGGCCAGGUGUUACAACUCAUCCUGAUUAUAGUAAAGCACUUAAAUAUGGUCCAUAUCCUGGUGAACCAGGUGGUCUUCCUCAUUUAACUCCAAGAUUAUCUCGUCGUGCACAUAGAUUGAUGGCAGAAUUGUUGAUCUUCCCAGGGACUCAACGAAUUUCUGCUGCAAAUGCAUUGAAACAUGAAUACUUUGUUGAUUGUUCCCGGUUCCCAUUUCAAACAUUUAGCAGUUUACCACCUGCUUCAAGUUUAUUUGAUGUUCCUGGAGUAAGAUUAGCAUGUGAUCCUGGACGAAGUGCAAGUCUACCAACAAACCGUAUGAAUGGAUCAAAUUACUUCUCUAUCAAUGGACAUAAUGGUGAUAACAAUUCAAGGGGUAUUAGUUCUCAAGCAAAACUUACUCAACCACAAAUUGAAUUGAAUAAUUUAGUUAUGCAUCGAAGUAGUCAAAAUCAUCAUAAUCAGAUAUCGUUUUUAAAUUGUAAUAAUGGUAAAAUACCUCAACUUCAGAACUACAAUACUGCUAUCAAUAAUAAUAAUAGUAAUAAUAAUAAUAAUAAUAGCAACAGCAUCAAUAAUAAUAAUCAUUUCUUCCCGAAAUACAAUUAUACUAUCGGCAAUAUUCCUCCACCAUUACCGCCUCAUCAUCAGUCUACAUCUAAUUCAAUGUAUGGGAUACAGGCUUAUUUUCAUCAAACAUCUGUUGGAUUGUUACAUGCAGACAAUGGAUCUCGUCGACCAUUAUCAACAGCAUUUGAAACCAGUUAUAAUAUUUCCAAUACUAAACCGAUAGUUAACUCAAAUAUUAUUGUUAGUCCAACUAAAUUAAUGACUGAUCAAUGUCAAGUGAAGCCAACAACUGUUGUUUAUAAACCUCAAACAGUUAAUCGUUCUAGUUGGUUAAAUAUUGGACGACAAUCUACAGGACGAUUUGAAGAUCGUCGGCGUAGUCUCUUCUCUUAGCAAAUCACUACAAAAGAAAAAGAAAGGAAGAAGAGAAACAUUCAAGGGAGUUUUCCGAACUAUUCAUCAGCCGUUCAUGACUUCUUCAUAAUAAUUCUUUCUCUGUUUUAAAAUGUGUACAGUCUUCCAUGAUGGUAUUGUCGAUGAUGAUAAGAAACUAGUGAUUUAUAUAUCCAUCAUGAUUUUUUUCGACUUGCUUCUUAUACUUUUAUUCAUGCAUUUUAUUCUCAAUGUUCAGUUUUUCUUUUCCCUUCUAACUAAAAUAAAAUAAUGACCUCAUCCCAAGGUGAAUUUGCAUCGACUACUCAGUCAUUAAGUGUUCUUUUUUCUUGCAUACACCUUUGGACGUAAAUAGCAUUUCAAAGUCACUCACUUCAUUUUCUUUUAUUGUUUUAACUGAGUCUAAUUAUUAUGUUUGUUUCAGUGAUUAUAUUUGCACUAGUUUCGUUUGGUUGUUUUUCAAUCUAUCGUCUACUGAUUCUGUUUGUAUGUGUACCUAUAAAAAGGACUAGUAUAUUUAAUUUAUGCCGAAAUACAUGUAUACAUAUUAUCUUUA